AUGUGGGAAGGGCUCCUCACCGAGGUGGCCACGGCAGCCAAAGCUCCCGAUGCAAAGCUUCUUUGCCUCGGGCGCCCGGGAAUCGGCAAGCGUACGCUGCUGCAGGCGCUGCAUCAGCAUGCCUGUCCACUGGCAGUGCAGACAGAGGCUUCUGCUUCGCAGGAGGGUGGCCACAGCCGCGCUGUAGGUUUGGAUUUCGCACACUUUGGCGCGCGGGAUCCGGAAUUAGAGGAAGCCAAGCAAGGACAAGACUUCAACUGCUCUGCAGCCUGCUCGGUCCUGAUCUUGGAGGACGUGGUGCACGAACGCCUGCUGUUGUCGCGGUUGAAGCCCUCGGCACUGCAGCUCUGUGCAGCCAUCAUCUGCCUGGAUCUGAAGACGCCAUGGACUAUGCUAGAGGACCUCAGGAGUUGGUUGGAAGUUCUCAAGCGCGUGGUCGGAGAGCUGAUGCAGCAGCUUCCUUUGGAGGAGCAGGAUCGUUUGAGGGAGCAGGUCUCAGAUGAGUUGGCGGCCUAUGCAGAGCCCUCCGGCAAGUCUGCGAACACCGAAGUGGCACAGGGUGAGGAGUCACAGGAGUCAGCGGCAAAAGACGGAGCAGGAGGUGUGGCAUCGUUGACCUACAACUUUGGCAUGCCGGUGAUUGUGGUCGUGACCCGUGCCGACACUGCGAGCGCCUUGGAGUCUCCAAAGACCGCAGGUUGGAGUGAGAUCAUCGAGACGUUCCUCAGGAAUGAGUGCUUACCAUACGGCUCAGCCAUCGUCUACACCGCGGUCGGGGGCGCCCAGUCAAAGAGUACACGCAAUGUAGAUGUUCUCUACGAAUACCUCAUGCAUCGUCUCUAUGGCCAUGCUCUCAAGUCUGCGCCCAACGUUCCUUCUCGAGAUUCGCUCUUCGUUCCUGGUGGUUGGGACAGCCGAGAUCGAGUUGAUAAAACGGCCUCCUCCCUGGAGCAUGGCCUGGAGCGAUCCUUUGAGUCGUCGGUAGUUUCCCUGGAGCCUGCUCCCCCUGCUCCGCCGCCGGCGGUGCAGUACGAGGACAUGCAGAAGUUCCUGAAAAGCUCGGCUGCGGUGCUCCAGAAGUUGGGAGCGGUUUCUGCACGCAGUGAUAAGGCAAAAGCAAGUCUGGCAGCCGCGACAGGAGCAGGUGCCAAGAAGGCCACAGAGAUCACCGCAGCAGGCUCCGGCAAGCGUGCCUCCAUCGAUGCCUCAGCAAAAGGAGGGAUCGGCAAGGAAGACAAAGCUUCGGUGGCGAACUUCUUCCAGAACCUCCUGACGCGCGGGCAGAGUGGUGCUGCCUUGGGUGCAGACAAGCGACCAUCGUCUGCGAGUACUGCAGGGGGGACUGCUGCUGCCAAGGCUGCAGCUCCAGCCGCGGCUGGUGCUGCAGACGCUGGAGGAGCGGAGGAGGCCAAGUUAGCACCUCCGAGCCCAGGUGGUGAGUUCCCCGGCGUGACGUUGAAGGUGGACUCCGAGAAGCCUGAGGCUUCAGCUCCGACCCCAGAGACAGCAGAUGCUGCAGCCCCUGCAAAUGCAUGA
Messenger RNA from Symbiodinium sp. CCMP2456, 1536 nucleotides. The record is from the annotation of a GenBank genome assembly. Lineage: Eukaryota; Dinophyceae; Suessiales; Symbiodiniaceae.